This is a messenger RNA of Pectinophora gossypiella (pink bollworm), 1782 nucleotides long. Its product is annotated as outer dynein arm-docking complex subunit 4-like. NCBI's taxonomy places the organism in Eukaryota, Metazoa, Arthropoda, Insecta, Lepidoptera, Gelechiidae. Gene Ontology annotation, molecular function: protein binding. The transcript has a single exon. Bases 1 to 1782 code for a protein of 593 amino acids. The record is from RefSeq and is a predicted model, not a curated record.
AUGGAGGAAAAACAGCUUUACGGGGCGCUGACAGUGUACCGCGAGAGAGGUGCUUAUCUUCGAAGACUAGAGCAGUUUGAAAAAUCGAAGGCGGCGUACGAUGAGGCGUUUAAAAAUACACCUGAAGAUGUGCGCUUGCUCAUCGGUCGCAGUCAGGUGUGCGCCGACGCAGUGAAGCCGCAGCAGGCGUAUGACGACGCGCAACUGGCGCUCAAGCUCGAGCCGGGCAACAUGAACGCGCGCAACAUGCAGUCCAACGCACUAUACACCAUGUCCGACUUCGAACGGUCCGUCGUCAUGAACUACCGCGGCUACAGAGUGCGAAGACAACCACCUUAUUUCUUGGAGGGCAUCAACCAGGGCCUAGAAACCAUACAGGAUUGCGUAGGCAAAAACGCGGGUCAUGUCAUGAUAGAUUUCCUCCCACUAAUCAAACAACAUGAAGAACAGAGAGGAGAUGAAUCGGAACCUGUCAAAGUCUUGCGCGUGUCCCGCAUACCUUAUCCAGAACGACAUAAAAAACUCACACAAAUGGAGGCGCGUAAACAUUUGAUAUUAUCACGUGUGCUUGCUUAUAAAUAUCUCGGCCCUAUGGCUUACGACAAGUUCUUUCUUCAAUCGCUCGCUGAAGACACCCGUUUAAAGUCAGCAAAUUCAAAAGGUAGUAAAGAAUUAAAACAAUUAGUUGACGAAACCCUAGCAUCAUUAAGUCAACGACAAGAAAUGUUACGAGCUCAGCGCCCAUACUACACCAUAAAACAUGCAGAAAAAUCUGAAUCUAAGCAUCAGACAAAGUACAAAGAACAGUUAUUGAUCAAUGAACGUGGAAUAAACACUCGCACAGCAGAGCGGUUGAUAAGACAAAUCGAAAAGUCAAUGAGGGCUGGUCGCAUCAUGGAUUUAAUAGCAAAACAAGAACGUAUGCAACUAUUCUUGGACAGCAAAACCCCACAUACUUUGCCAGACAAAGAUCUGUUCAUUGACCGCUUGUAUCGAUGUGUAGGAGAAGGCUAUCUAUGGCAACACAAGCUCUCCUACAAGCUCAGUGAGCGUGGCAAUCGACGUCGCAUUAACUUCCUGAUGGGUCUACCAACUGGUCGGCCUACUUCCUUCGAUUCUGUGUUGGCAAAUUAUCCCUUCAAGUUUGUUGACAAGAAAUACGCAACUCAAAAAGUGAUGGAAUCACUUGAGAUGUGUGAAAAUUCGUUCAUGAAAUGUUGGUUGAUGUAUGAGUUAGCUCGGCUGCUCACGACUCAGAAGAACUAUGCGCUUGCAAAAUUUUACGCUAAACGAUGUCAACGUGAGGCACAGAGUAUAGAGAGUGUGACUUGGUGGUUGAAUGCGUGCUUUGUUUUGAUUAGUGGCGACAUGCAGCAAGGGAAUUCAAAUGAAGUGCGUAUCGAAGCAGAAGAAGCGUUUGAAUGGUCAAAGAAAAUGCAAAAUACAGAGGGAGUGCAAGCAUUCCUUAGUAAAUGUGCAGAGAUAGCAGCUGAACCAGUAUCUGUAGAUGAGACUAAAGCGGGCAAACAACGGCAGAGACAGAUCCUGAAGAUAAUGGAUGAUGUCACUCGCGUGGAGACAGAGGUGUUGUUCAAACGAAUAUCGAACGUGCCUCCGGGACGUCGCUUCUCAGUAUUGCCACAGAAGCCUGAGCACAUGGUUAUGACCUCAGAGCGUCGCAAGCGCCGUCAACGAGGACUCUCAGUCAUUCCUGGGAUAGAGCAGGGCUUACCCCCAGCGCCCAAGUCUGAUACGCUGGGUUUUCAAACCUUCGACAUAUAG